UGUCUUCCCCUCCCGCAGCGGCCGCUUCGCCUUGUUUUGCGCGCGGAUGGAAGUGAGCUGCAGCGUCGCGGGGAGGAACGGCGGCGGAGGCGGCUCCACCAUCGGCGGCAACAGCAGCGGCGGCGGCGGCGGCGGCCAAACGCCGGCCACGCCGGCCAGCCUUGCGUCCUCCUCUUCUUCCUCCUCCGCCGCCGCCGCCACGGGGCUCCUGAUGGACGGCGAGAGUCCCUGCGUGGAGGACUACGAGUGCCUGCCCACCAACGCCUCCCUCUACACGCACAUGACCGCCGGGGCGGUGGCCGGCAUCCUGGAGCACACGGUCAUGUACCCCGUGGACUCCGUCAAGACUCGGAUGCAGAGUUUGCAACCUGACCCCAAAGCUCAGUACCGGAGCGUCUUUGAGGCCUUGAGGAAGAUCAUCCGCACGGAAGGCCUCUGGAGGCCGCUGCGUGGAAUUAACGUCACCGUCUUUGGCGCCGGCCCAGCCCACGCCUUGUAUUUUGCCUGCUAUGAAAAAAUGAAACGCACUUUAAGUGACAUUAUUCAACCUGGAGGCAACAGCCACCUGGCCAACGGCAUGGCUGGGAGUAUGGCUACCCUUCUUCACGACGGUGUCAUGAAUCCAGCAGAAGUGGUGAAGCAGCGCAUGCAGAUGUACAAUUCUCCACACAAGACAGUCAUGGAGUGCAUCCGGACAGUGCAUCGGACUGAAGGCUUGGGGGCCUUUUACCGUAGCUACACCACCCAGCUCACCAUGAACAUCCCUUUCCAAGCCAUCCAUUUCAUCACCUACGAGUUCAUGCAGGAGCAGAUGAACCCCCAGCGGCAAUACAACCCUCGCUCGCACAUCAUUUCGGGCGCCGUGGCAGGCGCCGUGGCAGCAGCUGCCACCACCCCUUUAGACGUUUGCAAGACCUUGCUCAACACGCAGGAGAACCUGGUGUUGAGCUCUGUGAACAUUAGCGGGCACCUCUCUGGCAUGGCCAAUGCCUUUAGAACAGUCUAUCAACUGGGAGGGGUCACCGGGUAUUUUAAGGGGGUCCAAGCACGUGUGAUCUACCAGAUGCCUUCAACUGCCAUUGCCUGGUCUGUCUAUGAAUUUUUCAAGUACGUCCUCACCAAACGCCAGUUGAAGAAAGGAGCUCAUUGUUGACGGAUCACCCGUAGCAAACUGCAGACCGAAUCUCUGAGAAAGCUGUUGGCCUCUUUCUCUCUCUCUCUCUGUGUGUGUGUGUGUAAACUUCACCAGGUUCUUUAUGGCCAUUUGUAAAGAGAGCUGGUGGAUCCCUGACUGGAUUACACGUGUGCGUGUGUUUGUGUGUGCGUGCACCGAAGGGUGUGGUUUGGAGAGGAAGGGGCUCGCGCUCUUCCCCAUUCUCCUCCUGCUUUUGCUAAAUCAAAAUGUUUAUUCUUUUAGACCCUGUAUUUAUAGUUUUCUAGAGUAUGGAUAAGUGUGAUGAGAUUUGUACAAGUUUGUACUUAUUUUUUCACUGGGAUGCUUGGGGGGGGGGGGGGGCUCACGGGGGGGGGGGUUGCGGGGGGGGAAGACAAAAUGCUUCUGCUUUGGGCAGCUUUUCCAAAAAAGGCAAUGCCUUCAAACCGAACAGAGACAUUACGUGAUGGAUAAAAUAGAUGGAUAAUAUUUAUCCUUUAUUUUUCUAUUAUUAUCUUUUUUAAGGAAAAAAAAAAUCGUGCCAGGGUGACUGCUUUGUGAAUUUUAAAGGGCUUUACUGUUUUUGUUGUUCCAUUGUUAAGAAGAGUGUUUUCCUCCUAAACUAGUACAGCGCCGAGCACAUCUGGUUUGAUAUUAUACUGGCUGUUCAUGUUUUUUUCUUUUCCUUCCAAUGUACUUGAAGGGAUUUCAGGCCGGGCGUGCGUGUCUGUGUGGGGCGGAGAGGAACACACACAAAAUACUUAGAUUAUGGCUCUUAGGAUCAAAGGACAGUCUCUUUGUGUAGGUGGGAUGCUGAAAUACACAAAAAAAGGAGCUUGGUUUUUUCGUGUGGCAAGAGCUACGGAUGUCACCUUGACUUUUGUCACUGUCUCUCUCUCUCUCUCUCACACACACACACACACAAAACCCCCACCCUCCAGAUCUCUUGUUUCAGUCUCUCCCAAGGGGUUUAUGUUACAUUUUCCCUCCUCCUUAAGCAUGUCUGAACUGGGCUGCUUCUGAUAAUACCCAUUCAAAACUCUUUUUCUUUGGUCGCGCUUUAGCAGGUGUUAAACCUCUGAAGGUACUCCAAUGAAUUCCAUUUCAUUUUGGGAUUGCCAUUGUAGUCUUUAAUUUAGUUUUGCUUCUCACCAAAGCUCUUCUCCCCUUCGGCCUCCCUUCUCUCUACCCCCUUCCAGCCAGGCGUACUAUUAUAUGCAAGUAUAUUGCACUUGUGCGUAAAUGAACACUCAACAAUUGUGCUCAGGAAUGGGGGCAUUAGGUUUACAUUUCUGCAAUAAAGCUUGCCUCAGAUUGCUUCUCCAAAGAAAUACUGACAGCCAUUCGCUGGUGUUCUAUUUUGGCACUGAAAACCCUUAGUGAAGGAAGGGCUUCAAGUCGCAACUUAAGAAAAAGAGAAAUGAGGGUGAGACGGUGCAUCUGUGAGCAUCCCUUUUCGGGUACUUGAGCUGUUAAAAUGAAGAUGACUAGAGUCAUUUUAGCACUUGGGACAAAUUUGGGUGCGCCACUGUGAAAACUUAAAAGAGUCCUAAAAGAAUGUUUCCCCACCCUUCUUAUCUAAAGAGUAUUGUGUGGAAACAGAUUGCAACUGGAAAUCAUGUCCUCAGUUUACUCGCCACACCUUGGAUUUUGCUAACUAAGGAAGUGGCCUCCAAAACUUUUAGGCACCUGGAAGAGAUUCUGUGGUGAGAGGUUUUUCCGUGAGGGGACGUGGUUUUGUGUCACAGAUGGGGCUUUGCUUGAUUGCGUGGCCCGGGCGCUGGCAUGCCGCAGCCCAGUACCAGAUCCCUUUUCUAAGGUUUUUUACAAAUAACCUGUCCUUGCACACACCAUGCAUUUAAUGGGAAUGCUGUCCAGCAUUAUCUAUCAUGAGUUGCUCAUCCCCUUUUGUGUAUAAGGCCAGAAACUUAGUCUUAAAGCUUGAAUUGUAAAUGUUGACUUCUUAGAUCAGGAUGCUUUCAGAAAACGUAGUUUCCCAGCCCUGAUGGAAAUGAAACAAAACAAUAACUCGAGAAAUAUUUCCUUGGUGACCUCAGGAAAUACUGCUUUCUUGCAGUAAAUAUUGUAAAGAUUGACAUCAAUAUUUUCCAAUUGGGCUUUUCCCCCCAACUGGGCCAGGAUUGCAGUGGAGAAUUCCCAGCCAGCCUUGAGAGGAAAAAAAGUUUGAAGGGGUAUGCCUUCAUAACCAGCUACAUUUUAUUCAAAAA
Molecule: messenger RNA, 3381 nt
Organism: Pseudonaja textilis
Lineage: Eukaryota; Metazoa; Chordata; Lepidosauria; Squamata; Elapidae
Gene: SLC25A37
Product: solute carrier family 25 member 37
Biological process (GO): iron import into the mitochondrion
Cellular component (GO): mitochondrial membrane
Molecular function (GO): ferrous iron transmembrane transporter activity
Source: RefSeq, a predicted model, not a curated record